AGAUUUGUAAAUGGCGACGGAUGUUCAACAUCAUAUACAUCACCAGGCACAGAAUUCAAAUAGUUACAACAAUGCUGCCAAACUUGCCCUGCUUCAACAAUCUGUAUUGCGCAGCAGAAUGCCACCUGGUCCCAUUUUUACCAAUACAGGAUUAACACCAGAGGAACUUCUGGCUGCGAAAAAGCCUUUUACAAGAAAGUCCGUGGAUUAUAAUGCGUCAAUGAUCAAUAUGAUAGAGAACCGGAUCUGGCAACGCGACUACCGAGAUCGACCUUUGGUCCAACCGGACCCCGGAUACAUACCUCUGAUGACGCCAUCGCUGGAUUAUCCGGAGAACGCGGCCAACUCGGUCGCAACCAAGUUUGUGCGCACAGCUAUGAACAAAAUGAAAUGUCCUGUUUUUAGCAUCACGUGGACUCCGAAUGGGCGGAGAUUGCUGACUGGGUCCUCCAGUGGGGAGUUCACUCUGUGGAAUGGACUGCAGUUCAACUUCGAGACCAUCUUGCAGGCCCACGAUGCUCCAAUCCGAGCCAUGACCUGGAGCAACACUGGACUGUGGCUUCUGUCUGGAGACCACAAUGGAUUCAUAAAGUACUGGCAAACUAACAUGAACAACGUGAAGAUGUUUCAAGCGCAUCGCGAGGUCAUCAGAGACAUAUGCUUUUCCCCCACCGACAACAAAUUCGCCAGUUGCAGUGAUGACGCAACUGCCAGGAUCUGGGACUUUUACAGUGGGACUGAAGAACGCGUGCUGAGAGGCCAUGGUGCGGAUUGCAAGACGAUUCACUGGCAUCCGACCAUGAACUUGUUGGUUUCUGGGAGUAAAGAUGCGCAGCAGCCGAUGAAGUUGUGGGAUCCGAAGAGUGGUCGCAGUCUGAACACUCUCUUCCCCCACAAGGCAGCCGUCACUGUGUGUCGCUUCUCCCCAAAUGGCAGUUGGCUAGUGAGUGGGUCCAGGGACCACAUGAUGAAGCUGUUCGACAUCCGAAAUAUGAAGCAGGAGCUCACCACCCUCAGAGGACACAAGAGGGAAGUGCUAUGUCUCAAUUGGCACCCCUUCUACAGCCAGAUGUUGGUGAGCGGUGGAGGAGACGGAUCAGUGCUCUACUGGGACAUCAGUUUGGAUAAACAGGUUGGAGGGAUAGAAAACGCACACGAUGGCAUCAUUUGGGAUGUGAAGUGGCACCCUUUAGGACACAUAGUGGCGUCUGCAUCCAACGAUUUCGCCACCAAGUUCUGGACCAGAAACAACCCGGGAGACCGGAUGAGGGACAAGUACAACCUGAAACUGGACGAGGAGUUGGAGACGGAGGAGCUGAUGGCCAACCUGGAACCAGAUCCGAGGGCAGUUCAACAUGACCAGGACAUCGAAGAGGUGGAGUAUCAAGAAGUGGACACUACAAUUCCAGCUCUUAAUCCGGAGGAGACAGCAGCCAUCCCGAAAGAACGCAGGAAGAGAUACAUGCCGCCCCAGUUCAGUCUGGACAUGUUCGGAAUGGGAGAGGAGAAAAUCAGACGGGGCGACAAGCGAAUCGACCCCAGGUUCAAAAUUAUGUGGAACUCGUAUCAGAGACCGGAUUUGUUGCGAGAAGAGUACGAUGAUCGGAAUGUGCCGACUUAUGACGGCGAUAUGCACUUCUACGACAGAAAAGAGCCAAUUCUUAAUCAUGAGGCACCACCGCCUUGGCAGUCAAAUAGCAAUAGUAGACGGAACCCAUUGAGUCGCGGAGGAUUUCGAGAUCGCGAGGAGUUUGAUUAUGAUGAUAGAAACAACCGAGACUUCGAUCGGGAACGAUUCCAAGACAGAGACGCUCGCUUCUACGAACGAAGGUUUCCCGACGAUCCGCCACAAGCCCGAGAUCGAGACGACCGACGGGACAUUAGGGAUCGUGAGCCGUACAACAAUAAUGGUUAUCGCGACAACAGGCCUCCGCCGCCCUUGAGAGACCGGGAGUAUCAUCCGAUGGAGAGACAUGACGAUGGACCACCUAUAUAUAGAGACACCGAUUUUAGAGGGCGACCCCCGCCACCUGAUCAAAGGGGACACCACCCGGGAAGUGACAUUGAUUACAGGAAUCCAAACAUACCGCCUCCUGUGAUUAUGCGUCGACCGAACGAAAGAGGUCCAGUGCCACAUCCACAGGCUAAUAGAUUCCCUGAACCCAAUGGAAAUGGGCCUCAUAUGAGACCUCCUCAUAUGAUCCAGGUGCCCCCUCCAGUUAGACCAAAUGUACCCCAGAGAGCUCCCCCGCCCCGAGGUCCGUCGGGAAAAGGGGGUCUGAAUUGGUACUCGUGAAUGGUUAUAUGCGAAAACUUGUUCUGAAAUGACUUGUUAUAAAUUAUUAAUGAGAUUGAUUAUCUUGCGUUGUGACAGUUUUGUAUCCCGAAUUUAUUUUGCCACUAGUUUUUCGUUGAAUAUGAAG
Messenger RNA from Symsagittifera roscoffensis, 2423 nucleotides. Its product is annotated as pre-mRNA 3' end processing protein WDR33-like. The transcript is spliced from 10 exons. Gene Ontology annotation, cellular component: mRNA cleavage and polyadenylation specificity factor complex. Lineage: Eukaryota; Metazoa; Xenacoelomorpha; Acoela; Convolutidae. Gene Ontology annotation, molecular function: protein binding. The record is from RefSeq and is a predicted model, not a curated record. Bases 11 to 2296 code for a protein of 761 amino acids.